Myotis davidii is the source of this 1582-nucleotide messenger RNA. RefSeq names its product annexin A13 (gene ANXA13). NCBI's taxonomy places the organism in Eukaryota, Metazoa, Chordata, Mammalia, Chiroptera, Vespertilionidae. The transcript is spliced from 12 exons. Bases 64 to 1137 code for a protein of 357 amino acids. The record is from RefSeq and is a predicted model, not a curated record. Gene Ontology annotation, cellular component: cytoplasm. Gene Ontology annotation, molecular function: calcium ion binding; calcium-dependent phospholipid binding.
CUUGGCCUUUAGGAGAGCUGAUCUCUUCAUAAAAUACAGAACAAAUAUCUCAGAAAAACGAAAAUGGGCAAUCAUCAUAGCCAGUCAUACUGCCUCUCAGAGGGCAGUCAGCAGUUGCCCAAAGGGGACACCCCACACUCGGCAGCCGUGCAGCCGCUCAGCCGCCCGUCAGGGAGUGGACAGCCAGAGCCCCAUCAGCCUGCCAAAGAGAGAAGUCAUCAGGGUUUUGAUGUGAAUCGAGACGCCAAAAAGCUGAACAAAGCCUGCAAAGGAAUGGGAACUGAUGAAGCGACCAUCAUUGAAAUCUUAUCAAGCAGGACAUCGAAUCAGAGGCAACAAAUAAAGCAAAAGUACAAGGCAACGUAUGGCAAGGACCUGCAGGAAGUGCUGGAGAGUGAGCUGAGCGGGCAUUUCAAGAAGACAGCCUUGGCGCUGCUGGACCGCCCGAGCGAAUACGAUGCCCGGCAGCUGCAGAAGGCCAUGAAGGGUCUGGGCACGGAUGAGGCAAUGCUCAUCGAGGUCCUGUGCACAAGAACCAAUAAGGAAAUCAUCGCCAUCAAAGAGGCCUACCAAAGGUUAUUUGACAGGAGCCUUGAAUCAGAUGUCAAAGAUGAUACGAGUGGAAACCUAAAAAAAAUUCUGGUGUCCCUGCUACAGGCUAAUCGUGAUGAAGGAGAUGAUGUGGACAAAGAUCUAGCUGGUCAGGAUGCCAAAGAGCUGUAUGAUGCAGGGGAAGGCCGCUGGGGCACUGACGAACUUGCCUUCAACGAAGUCCUGGCCAAGAGGAGCUACAAGCAGCUACGGGCCACCUUUCAAGCCUAUCAAAUUCUCAUCGGUAAAGACAUCGAAGAGGCCAUUGAAGCCGAGACGUCGGGAGAUCUGCAGAAGGCCUACUUGACCCUCGUGAGGUGUGCCCGCGAUCAGGAGGGCUAUUUUGCCGAGCGUCUGUACAAGGCCAUGAAGGGUGUGGGGACCGAUGAGGAGACGCUAAUUCACAUCUUUGUGACCAGGGCUGAGGCUGACCUUCAGGGGAUAAAAGCGAAGUUCCAAGAGAAGUAUCAGAAGUCCCUCUCUGACAUGGUUUGCUCAGACACCUCUGGGGACUUCCGGAAACUGCUGGUAGCCCUCUUGCACUGAACCAAGCCAGAGCGGUAGGAGCACAGGGAGGAACCAUCUUUGUCAAGAGCCUGUUCCAAACAAGAUUUGCAAAUAUGACUCCAGCACGAAAAGCCUUCAAGAAUCCUGGUUUAUUUUCUUGGCAGCUUCAGCAGUGCAGCCAGGCCAGGCUGUUUAAGUCAAAGACAGCAGCCUCGAGAUGCUUGGGCAGGUCACCUUGCACACCAGCUUAGCAAGGGUCUGGGCUGCCUCUUAACUUUUCUUUAGCAUGGUAACUGAAUGCUUUAUAUGCACAAAUGAAAUCAGCAGGUGAUGAAAAUAACUCUCCAUUUGUGAUGGUAAAAAAUUUAGAAGAAUAUAUAUCGCACAGGGGUAUGUGUGUUCUGGGUAAAGAUUGAAUGAUUAAGGUACAGGAAAGGCAAAAUUAACCAAUUCAUUAAUUUUCCUUCUGUGUGUUCAAUUUCAA